GUUUUAUUCAGGCCUGCCUGUAUUUCUAUCCAUGCUCAGGUCUGGGACAAGCAAGUUCCGCAUUCCCGAACCCUCCCAAAUACCGAUCACUAUUUAAACCGGCUGACGCAACGACUUUUAGUAUCAAAACCUAUAUCCGAUUCAUAAGUUACGGACACGUUAUAUCACCACGGAUUACGGGACCUAAUACAGUGUCUAAAACAUACUGUACCACCACCAGCCACCAGAAGGGGAUUGCAGUCCAACUUGUGACAGUGGUGUAUGGUAGCUGGGUCUGACAUGAUGCCCGGUCAGAUUCCUGACCCCUCCCUGACGGCUGGGUCCUUGCCCAGCCUGGGCCUUCUGGCCGGCAUAUCUGCCACCACGCUCACCGACCAGCUCAAACUGGCACAGGACUUUAGGAACCUGGGUGCCAUGUUGUCACCGCUGCAUAUCCUGGGACGGCUGGGCAAGAGGCCGCUCACCGCUAUCAAGGGAGAGAUGGACGAGGACGAUGAGAGGAGGAGACGGAGGAGAGAUAAGAACAAAGUGGCAGCAGCACGAUGUCGGAACAAGAAGAAGGAGAGAACAGACUUCCUCCAAAGGGAGUCGGAGCGUCUGGAGGUGGUGAACUCUGACCUAAAGGCCCAAAUCGAGGAGCUGAGGAUGGAGAGACAGACGCUAAUGGUAAUGCUCAACCUCCACCGCCCCACCUGCAUCGUCCGCACCGACAGCGUCAAGACCCCUGAGAGCGAGGCCAACCCCCUGCUCGAACACCUGGCCGCUGAAAAGAUGGAGGCCUCUAAGUGAAACCACAGACGGAAAAGUGAAACCCAAGGGUGGGAAGGAAGGAAUCCACCGAGAGAGAGAGAGAGAAAAAACUGUCAUCAAUGAUGACGAAAUAUUAUUAUUUUUUUAAAUCACCUGAUGCAUUUGUUGUUGAAGCACUUAUGUACUGUCUCGAGCGCCAAGCUGGAGACUUUUGGAGACUCUUGUCUCUGUCUUUUCCCAAAAGACCACCGGAGGGUUGUUAGGGUUCCGUUGCCUCGGUAACACCUUGGUAACGUUACCUGAUUGGGUUCUGAGGGAAGAGGGCGGAGCCUAAUGCCCAACCCAGUUAUCUCUGCAUCAUAAUAAGUGUUUUGUUUUGAAACCCAAGUCAGUGCCACAACGUUUACUUACUGCAACCAACCACCAUUACAAUAAGGGACAGAUGGAAGACGGUAGUGGAAACUAUAAUGUUGAAGAGGAAACACUAAGAUCAAUCACGAUGGUGAUCUGUUACCGACACUUCUUAACGACACUUCUUACCGACACUUCUUACCGGCACUUACCGACUCUGAGACAAACAAAGAGGUUGUUAUUGUGAUAUUCUAUAACGGUAGAGGCACACAGAUGUAGCCAGCCAGUGUACUGUAUACCAUGUUGAAAUACACAGCUGUAGCCAGCCAGUGUACUGUAUACCAUGUUGAAAUACACAGGUGUAGCCAGCCAGUGUACUGUAUACCAUGUUGAAAUACACAGCUGUAGCCAGCCAGUGUACUGUAUAUCAUGUUGAAAUACACAGGUGUAGCCAGCCAGUGUACUGUAUACCAUGUUGAAAUACACAGCUGUAGCCAGCCAGUGUACUGUAUACCAUGUUGAAAUACACAGCUGUAGCCAGCCAGUGUACUGUAUACCAUGUUGAAAUACACAGGUGUAGCCAGCCAGUGUACUGUAUACCAUGUUGAAAUACACAGGUGUAGCCAGCCAGUGUACUGUAUACCAUGUUGAAAUACACAGGUGUAGCCAGCCAGUGUACUGUAUACCAUGUUGAAAUACACAGGUGUAGCCAGCCAGUGUACUGUAUACCAUGUUGAAAUACACAGGUGUAGCCAGCCAGUGUACUGUAUACCAUGUUGAAAUAUACAGGUGUAGUCAGCCAGUGUACUGUAUAGCAUGUUGAAAUAUACAGGUGUAGCCAGCCAGUGUACUGUAUACCAUGUUGAAAUACACAGGUGUAGUCAGCCAGUGUACUGUAUACCAUGUUGAAAUAUACAGGUGUAGUCAGCCAGUGUACUGUAUACCAUGUUGAAAUAUACAGGUGUAGUAGUAUUCUAGGAUUUGUCCAUUACAUGCAAGUCCAUUACCAAGUUGGAACAUAUUUUUAUUUCAUAUUAUAAUGCUAUUUUUGUGUUGUUGUAUAUCCUCUGCCUUGACGAUGGAAGUAUCCGGUUGAUCCGAUUUGAGGUGACGCUGGCGUCAUAAAGUAAAAGCACAUAUAUAUACUAUAUGAAAUAAUGUUUACACUCCUGUUGUUUAUAAAAAAGGCAUUGUUAAUUCAAAUGUCUGUAUUUCAAUAUACUUAUUUUAUACUGCUUUAUAAUGUGUAUGAAAUGUGUAUGAAGUGCCCUGUAUUGUUGUAAUCACUUGAUGUGAUUUUUUGCAUUUGACAUUAGUGUCCCGUUGUAUUUUUCAAUAUUAAAAGGCCCAGAGCAGUCAAAAAAGUUA
Molecule: messenger RNA, 2469 nt
Organism: Salmo salar (Atlantic salmon)
Lineage: Eukaryota; Metazoa; Chordata; Actinopteri; Salmoniformes; Salmonidae
Product: jun dimerization protein 2
Biological process (GO): regulation of transcription by RNA polymerase II
Cellular component (GO): nucleus
Molecular function (GO): DNA-binding transcription factor activity, RNA polymerase II-specific; RNA polymerase II cis-regulatory region sequence-specific DNA binding
Source: RefSeq, a predicted model, not a curated record